AUGGUGGUGGUCAGAGACACUCUCUUUCAAUGUCUGUUUGCGUGUUCACACUGGACACCAAACAACCCUGAAUUAUCCGCUGCUUGGAGGAAUUUCGCGAGAUCUUGCCCACAGGGGUGCUGCACUCGGCGGAUCGUUUUCGAGCGGCUGCUGCACCACACGUUGUGGUCUAAAUUUUUGUUUCGAAUUAUGAAUGGUGGUGGUCAGAGGCACUCUCUUUCAAUGUCUGUUUGCGUGUUCACACACUGGACGCCAAACAACCCUGAAUUAUCCGCUGCUUUGAAGAACUUCGCGAGAUCUUGCCCGCAAUGGUGCUGCAGUCGGCGGAUCGUUUUCGAGCGGCUGCUGCACCACACGCUGUGGUCUAAAUUUUUGUUGCGAAUUAUGAAUGGUGGUGGUCAGAGACACUCUCUUUCAAUGUCUGUUUGCGUGUUCACACUCCGGACACCAAACAACCCUGAAUUAUCCGCUGCUUGGAGGAACUUCGCGAGAUCUUGCCCACAGGGGUGCUGCACUCGGCGGAUCGUUUUCGAGCGGCUGCUGCACCACACGUUGUGGUCUAAAUUUUUGUUUCGAAUUAUGAAUGGUGGUGGUCAGAGACACUCUCUUUCAAUGUCUGUUUGCGUGUUCACACUCCGGACACCAAACAACCCUGAAUUAUCCGCUGCUUGGAGGAACUUCGCGAGAUCUUGCCCGCAAUGGUGCUGCAGUCGGCGGAUCGUUUUCGAGCGGCUGCUGCACCACACGCUGUGGUCUAAAUUUUUGUUGCGAAUUAUGAAUGGUGGUGGUCAGAGACACUCUCUUUCAAUGUCUGUUUGCGUGUUCACACUCCGGACACCAAACAACCCUGAAUUAUCCGCUGCUUGGAGGAACUUCGCGAGAUCUUGCCCGCAAUGGUGCUGCACUCGGCGGAUCGUUUUCGAGCGGCUGCUGCACCACACGUUGUGGUCUAAAUUUUUGUUUCGAAUUAUGAAUGGUGGUGGUCAGAGACACUCUCUUUCAAUGUCUGUUUGCGUGUUCACACUCCGGACACCAAACAACCCUGAAUUAUCCGCUGCUUGGAGGAAUUUCGCGAGAUCUUGCCCACAGGGGUGCUGCAGUCGGCGGAUCGUUUUCGAGCGGCUGCUGCACCACACGUUGUGGUCUAAAUUUUUGUUGCGAAUUAUGAAUGGUGGUGGUCAGAGACACUCUCUUUCAAUGUCUGUUUGCGUGUUCACACUCCGGACACCAAACAACCCUGAAUUAUCCGCUGCUUGGAGGAAUUUCGCGAGAUCUUGCCCACAGUGGUGCUGCAGUCGGCGGAUCGUUUUCGAGCGGCUGCUGCACCACACGUUGUGGUCUAAAUUUUUGUUUCGAAUUAUGAAUGGUGGUGGUCUGAGACACUCUCUUUCAACGUCUGUUUGCGUGUUCACACUGGACACCAAACAACCCUGA
Messenger RNA from Trypanosoma cruzi, 1434 nucleotides. RefSeq lists its product as uncharacterized. The record is from RefSeq and is a predicted model, not a curated record. The transcript has a single exon. Bases 1 to 1434 code for a protein of 477 amino acids. Lineage: Eukaryota; Euglenozoa; Kinetoplastea; Trypanosomatida; Trypanosomatidae.